Molecule: messenger RNA, 2235 nt
Organism: Chara braunii
Lineage: Eukaryota; Viridiplantae; Streptophyta; Charophyceae; Charales; Characeae
Source: the annotation of a GenBank genome assembly
GUAUUAGGCCCGAAGAUGCAAAGGUGGCCAACAUACGUGACUGACCACGACCCCGGUUUGUGACUGAGGUCAGAUCAUUCUUGGGAAUGAGUGGUUAUUACUGCAAUUUCGUAAAGAACUAUAGUACGAUCGCAUCUCCCUUGACUGAUCUAACUCGACUUGACACACCAUGGGACUGGACCGACGAGUGUGAGGCAGCUUUCAAGCGUUUGAAGCAUGCUCUCACGCACCAUGAGGUUCUCAUGGUACCCGACCCGCAAAGGCCAUUCGUUGUGACCACUGACGCAAACCAAUAUGGGAUUGGCGCAGUGCUGGCUCAGCAGGAAGGGAAGAAGUUGAGACCGAUCGAGUACAUGAGCAAAAAGAUGCCUUCAAAGAAGUUGGCAAAGUCUACCUACGAGAGGGAACUCUACGCUCUAUACAAGGCACUUGUUCACUGGAGGCACUAUCUGUUAAGAAGGUUCUUCUAUUUGAGAACUGACCAUCAGACCCUCAAGUGGAUCAAGACUCAACCAGUUCUCUCCGAUGCACUCAAACGCUGGAUUGAAGGCAUAGACCAAUAUGACUUCAAACUAGACUAUUUGAAGGGAGAGUACAAUAAGGUUGCAAACGCGUUGUCUAGGAGGGCAGAUUACCUAGGUGCGCUGAUUUCUGAGUUUGGUCUAUCUGAAGAUGUAACUCGAUCGUUGGAGGAAGCCUACAAGGAAGAUCCCAUCACGAUGGACAUCAUCAACAAACUUCAGGCUAAAGACAAGGCCACUACUGAUGAGUUUGUGAUGGUGGAUGGGUUACUCUUUCUUGAGAAGGCAGGGUUUAAGAGGUUAGUUGUUCCAUCUAGAGAAACUUUGCGUAGUUUAUUUUUAGGUGAGUGCCACGAUGCAAUGGGACACUUCGGCUAUAAGAAGACUAGUGCUAAUUUAGUACAGCGAUUCUGGUGGCCUAACAUGCUUGACAAUGUGAAGAAGUAUGUGGAGACUUGUCAGGUCUGCCAGCGGGACAAGCCGCGGACUCAAGCUUCGCUUGGGUUACUCAAACCUCUACCCAUUCCUACUGGCCCGGGUCAGAGUAUCUCCAUGGACUUCAUGGACACUCUCGUGACCAGCAAGAAUGGCAAGAGGCACAUUUUCGUCAUAGUGGAUCGGUUCACUAAGUACGCUAGACUAAUCGCCAUGCUAGAGACUGCCAGGACUGAGUACGUCAUCAAGUUGUUCAUGGACAACUGGGUGCGUGAUUUUGGAUUGCCUAAGACUAUCGUUAGGGAUAGAGAUGUCCGUUUCACUAGUGAGAUGUGGAAACAGGCCGCUGAACAGAUGGGCAGCCAGCUUCAGAUGACUUCUGGGAAUCAUUCCGAAGCAAAUGGGCAGGCUGAACAGAUGAACCGAGUGGUGCAGCAUCUGCUGAGGCAUUACAUCAAGCCCAGCCAGGAUGAUUGGGAUGAGAAGUUGCCUCUCAUCGCCAGUCUGUACAACAAUGUUGUACACAGCACCAUCGAUGUCAAUCCUAAUCAGCUACAUCUCGGAUGGAAGCCUAGAUCUGCUCUAGACUUCCUCCUGCCUGAAAACGGAACCGCUGCAACUCCUGGAACCAUUGAAUUUGGUGUCCAGUAUGAGAAACUGUUGCAGCAGACUGUCGAACAUAUCAAGAAAUCUCAGGAAGUCAUGAUUGCUUUUGAGAACAAGCGUCGCCGACAAUCCACAUUUCAGGUAGGGGAACGCGUCUGGGUCAAGGCUAGUGAGUUGGGACAGGAGUUUGGCAUCUCUAAAAAACUAUUGCCGCAAUAUUUCGGUCCCUGGGAAGUCCUGGACAUUGUGGGGCAUGAUUUGGAUGGUCCCUCGUACGUUAUUCGUAUCCUUGGUCACUUACGCACUUACCCUGUGUUUCACGCCUCCAAGCUUGCACCUUUCGCUGAGACAGCACAGUUCCCAUCACGAAGAUCUAUGCUGCCCCCAACCAUGGAUGGCCAAGUGGACGUCGACGACAUCCUGGAUCACAGAGAUACGCCUGUUCCUAAGCCACCUGGCAGGGGAAGACCUCCCAAACCUGCGAGGGAAUACAGAGUACACUUCAGGCAUCAUACAGAUCCGAAGGAAGAUCGAUGGAUUUCAAGGGAGGAACUUGUCAAGACAGCUCCUCAGAUCGUGGCCGAUUAUGAGAAAAGACUGAAGGGGAAGGCACCAGCAUGAAGCAUCUCAGCGGACUUUUGAAGCUAAGGGGGAUGGAAUGUGAGGAACAAGC